Ostrea edulis (European flat oyster) is the source of this 1449-nucleotide messenger RNA. Its product is annotated as S-antigen protein-like. Bases 1 to 1449 code for a protein of 482 amino acids. The transcript is spliced from 4 exons. NCBI's taxonomy places the organism in Eukaryota, Metazoa, Mollusca, Bivalvia, Ostreida, Ostreidae. The record is from RefSeq and is a predicted model, not a curated record.
AUGGAAACCCUGUGGACACUCCAGAGGUCAAGGUCACUACAGGACUUCAUGGUGGCCAAAGUCACUACAGGACUUCAUGGAAAGUCUGUGGACACUCUAGAGGACAAAGUCACUACAGGACUUCAUGGAAAGUCUGUGGACACUCUAGAGGUCAAGGUUACUACAGGACUUCAUGGAAACACUGUGGACACUCUAGAGGCCAAAGUCACUACAGGACUUCAUGGAAAGUCUGUGGACACUUUAGAGGCCAAAGUCACUACAGGACUUCGUGGAAAGUCUGUGGACACUCUAGAGGACAAAGUCACUACAGGACUUCAUGGAAACCCUGUGGACACUCUAGAGGACAAAGUCACUACAGGACUUCAUGGAAAGUCUGUGGACACUCUAGAGGACAAAGUCACUACAGGACUUCAUGGAAAGUCUGUGGACACUCUAGAGGUCAAGGUUACUACAGGACUUCAUGGAAACCUUGUGGACACUCUAGAUGCCAAAAGGUCAAGGUCACCACAGGACUUCAUGGAGGCCAAAGUCACUACAGGACUUCAUGGAAAGUCUGUGGACACUCUAGAGGCCAAAGUCACUACAGGACUUCAUGGAAAGUCUGUGGACACUCUAGAGGACAAAGUCACUACAGGACUUCAUGGAAAGUCUCUGGACACUCUAGAGGUCAAGGUUACUACAGGACUUCAUGGAAACCUUGUGGACACUCUAGAGGCCAAAGUCACUACAGGACUUCAUGGAAAGUCUGUGGACACUUUAGAGGUCAAGGUCACCACAGGACUUCAUGGAGGCCAAAGUCACUACAGGACUUCAUGGAAAAGGUCAAGGUCACCACAGGACUUCAUGGAGGCCAAAGUCACUACAGGACUUCAUGGAAAGUCUGUGGACACUCUAGAGGCCAAAGUCACUACAGGACUUCAUGGAAAGUCUGUGGACACUCUAGAGGCCAAAGUCACUACAGGACUUCAUGGAAAAUCUGUGGACACUAGAGGACAAAGUCACUACAGGACUUCAUGGAGGACAAAGUCACUACAGGACUUCAUAGAAAGCCUGUGGACACUAGAGGCCAAAAUCACUACAGGACUUCAUGGAAAGCCUAGGUCAAGGUCACCACAGGACUUCAUGGAGGCCAAAGUCACUACAGGACUUCAUGGAAAGUCUGUGGACACUCUAGAGGCCAAAGUCACUACAGGACUUCAUGGAAAGUCUGUGGACACUCUAGAGGACAAAGUCACUACAGGACUUCAUGGAAAGUCUGUGGACACUCUAGAGGUCAAGGUUACUACAGGACUUCAUGGAAACCUUGUGGACACUCUAGAGGCCAAAGUCACUACAGGACUUCAUGGAAAGUCUGUGGACACUCUAGAGGCUAAAGUCACUACAGGACUUCAUGGAAAGUCUGUGGACACUCUAGAGGUCAAGGUCACCACAGGACUUCAUGGAGGCUAA